UCAACAGCUGAGUGAAACGGCAGCAGAGCUACACAACGCGCUUUAGGAGCAACGCUGCUGUAUCUCGACUUGUUCCGGGGACAGAAUAACACUGACAUCGUUGGAGUGUUCAACGAAUAUUAACCCGGUUAUUAAGAUGGGAAAUGCCCUAUAAGCACACCCAACAUCAUCCGUCUGCUGCCAUGACAACCAGCUGCUGCAAUCAGUUACCUGAAGUGUUGAUGGAUUGCUCGGACACAACACUUUUGAGGAGCUCUGAUGGACAGGACUCUGCUCCAAUCGGGAGUCUGGAUUGCUCUGAUCCCGCCCUACCAGGAAAAGCAAUGGACCCUGACACCAGUCCAGCGAAUGAGGAGCCGCAGUACUGCAAGCAAAAGGAUGGACCGUUUUUGAACAAUGUAGCAUUUGCCAAACAGAGUCCUCUAGUGGAGCGACCCAUGUGCAGGAUCUGUCACGACGGCGGCGGGCAGGAGGAGCUGCUGUCCCCAUGUGAGUGUGCUGGGACUCUGGGCACCAUCCAUCGCAGCUGCCUGGAGCACUGGCUGUCAGCCUCUAGCACCAGCUUCUGCGAGCUCUGCCACUUCCAGUUCAGCGUUCAGCGCAAAGCACGGCCUCUGCUGGAGUGGUUGCGUAACCCUGGGCUGCGUCAGGAGAAGCGUACGCUGUUUGGAGACAUGGUGUGUUUCCUGCUCAUUACGCCACUAGCCACCAUCUCAGGCUGGCUGUGUCUGCGAGGGGCUGUGGACCACCUUCACUUCUCUAGCAGACUGGAGGCUGUGGGCCUGAUCGCUCUCACUGUAGCACUCUUCACCAUUUACCUCUUCUGGACCCUGGUGUCCCUCAGGUAUCACUGCCGUCUGUAUAAUGAAUGGCGUCAGACCAAUCAGCGUGUGGUGCUCCUGCUGCCCAAAUCACAUGGAGAAUCACUGGGCAACCCAUCGCUGCCUGGACUGGCACGUGCCAAACGACCGUCCAAAGAAACCAUAGUGUGACUGGACAUUGAACUGAACAUUGAAUUGAAUUGAAGAGAGGAAUGUUCCAGGCCUGAGGACUAUAGACGCAAGAGUUGGGACUUAGCGGUUGACCUGAAUGGAUUUCCUGAGACACGCUGGUGACGCUGACCCUCCUGUUUAACUCUGAAAAGACUACUGAUGAAUUGUGACGCUGUGGAUUGUUGUUUCAGAGCUUUGAGGAAAGCCAGCUGUUGGCUGUGAUCUUUCCUUUGAUAGUGUUAGCGUGUUGCUAACAUUAUUUGUGAGCUCUUCGGGACAUCUCAGUUACUGCGUGCAACGAGGAUCAAUAACCGUUUACUACCCAAGCAUUUAGACUGAAUAGUUUUCUUCUGGAUGUUGAUGUUUGUUCUUCAUCAGCAUGGGGUCAUUUUUGUUUUCAGCUGGACUCUCUUUGAAUAACGAAGUGAUGUGUGCCAAUAUAUUCAGUCCAGAGAGAAUAUCUUGCCAAACAUACAUGCUAAGAGGCCUAGUUCAGAAUUCACUAGCUAUCUUUUAUACACUGUAUGUCCAAAAGUUCUAAUUAGUGAAUCAAGUGCACCUACUACAAACACAGGCGCUCGAUUGGGCUCACAUAGCUUCUCCAUAGAAAAGCAUUGUACUCUGGAGCAGCAGGAGCCUAAGGUCACCAUGCUCAUUGCCAAGCAUCAGCUAAAGGUACAUAAAUCCCUCCAGUACUGGGCUGGGGAGCAGUGGUACUGUGUGCUGGAGUGAUGGAGCUCAGUCCAGUAGCUUUGGAAUGAGUUGGAGUGGGUUCUUCAGGGGUUCUUUAGUAAAGAAAAUGGUUUGCA
This is a messenger RNA of Colossoma macropomum (tambaqui), 1801 nucleotides long. Its product is annotated as E3 ubiquitin-protein ligase MARCHF3-like. NCBI's taxonomy places the organism in Eukaryota, Metazoa, Chordata, Actinopteri, Characiformes, Serrasalmidae. Gene Ontology annotation, molecular function: zinc ion binding; ubiquitin-protein transferase activity. Bases 144 to 992 code for a protein of 282 amino acids. The transcript has 5 exons. Gene Ontology annotation, biological process: protein ubiquitination. The record is from RefSeq and is a predicted model, not a curated record.